Molecule: messenger RNA, 588 nt
Organism: Candidozyma duobushaemuli
Lineage: Eukaryota; Fungi; Ascomycota; Pichiomycetes; Serinales; Metschnikowiaceae
Product: acyl carrier protein
Exons: 2
Coding region: 1-588 (195 amino acids)
Biological process (GO): fatty acid biosynthetic process; mitochondrial electron transport, ubiquinol to cytochrome c
Cellular component (GO): mitochondrion
Molecular function (GO): acyl binding; acyl carrier activity
Source: RefSeq, a predicted model, not a curated record
AUGUUUAAAGCAGCCUUCGCCAGAUCCUUGAGACUCAGUGCCUUACCCCGCACGCAGUGUGCUCAUGUCGCUCCUAAGCUUGCUAUUCCACAGUUUGCCCAGGCUUCCAGAACAUAUGCUGGCUUCCCUGCCUUGACGAGAGAUAUCGCCAGGGAGAGAAUCAUUGAGUUGUUGGAAGGCUAUGACAAGGUCACAUCUAAAGACAUUUCUGAGAAGUCUAACUUCGUGACUGACUUGGGUUUGGACUCUUUGGAUGUCGUUGAGGUUGUUAUGGAGGUCGAGCAUGAGUUCAACAUUCAGAUCCCAGACCACGAGGCCGACUCUUUGAAGACCGUGGGCCAGACUGUUGAAUACAUUCUUUCUCAGCCUGAUGCUUGUCCAGCAUACAAGGUUACCAAGAUCCCUUUCAACUUCACCGCUGCCAAGGCUUACGGCAAGGAUUUGGUUCUUUGGGGUGGUGCCGCCGGUGCCGCUGUUGCAACUUUCACUGACAACUGGCCUUUGUUCCAGCAGACCUUUUACUCAAAGAUCCCAUACUUUGGUGACCACUGGAUUCACAACCCAGACCCAGAGGAGGUUCCAGUUUAA